This is a messenger RNA of Larimichthys crocea (large yellow croaker), 6119 nucleotides long. RefSeq names its product erb-b2 receptor tyrosine kinase 2 (gene erbb2). Gene Ontology annotation, molecular function: transmembrane receptor protein tyrosine kinase activity; ATP binding. The record is from RefSeq and is a predicted model, not a curated record. Lineage: Eukaryota; Metazoa; Chordata; Actinopteri; Sciaenidae. Gene Ontology annotation, cellular component: plasma membrane; basal plasma membrane; signaling receptor complex. The transcript is spliced from 27 exons. Gene Ontology annotation, biological process: positive regulation of MAPK cascade; positive regulation of kinase activity; multicellular organism development. Bases 320 to 4219 code for a protein of 1299 amino acids.
ACUGUGCCCUGCAGACAGCUCGUAGUAAGGGCGGGCUGACUGACUCAACCUGCCACUCCCCGCUCAGGCCUUCACGGGUGCGCGCCUCCGCUCCUGCGCACUGUCACGCUCCACUACCAACAGGCACGGAAUUCCAGGGAGGAAGUCACUGAGAUUGGGAAACGAACAACAACUCCAUAUAUACGUGCCAUUAAAAAAAAAAAAAACUAAACUAACCUGGAGACGGGAGGAAGUUGAAACAAACAAGGCCAUUCCUCGUUGGGAACAGUUAAAAAUAACAGUUGGAAUAUGGAGUAGAAGAGCCGGCUCGCAGCUGCAGAUGGAGGCGGUGAGAAGUUUGGUGUUUGUCGGGGCCGUGCUGCUCGGAGUGACGGGCGCGUUGGGCAGAGAAGUGUGCCUGGGUACAGACAUGAAGCUGGCCUUGCCCUCCAGCCUGGAAAAUCACUAUGAGACCCUGAAGCUGCUCUACACCGGCUGCCAAGUCGUCCAUGGCAACCUGGAGAUUACACACCUUCACGGAGAUCCCGACCUCUCCUUCCUGCAGGGGAUUGUGGAGGUACAGGGCUAUGUACUCGUAGCACAUGUGUCCGUGAGUCUGGUGCCUUUGGAAAACCUUCGGAUCAUAAGAGGCAGCCAGUUGUACAAUUCCAGCUACGCCCUAGCUGUGCUGGAUAACACACUGAAUGGACAGGGGCUCCGGACACUUCGCCUUCGUAGCCUCACAGAGAUCCUGUUGGGUGGGGUGUAUAUUUGGGGGAACCCCCAGCUGUGCUUCCCAGACCCCCAGAACAUCACAUGGAGGGACAUUUUGGACGAGCAGAAUGUCCAUGACAGGCAGCACCGGCUGCAGGCUCGGGCCCCUAAAUGUCCAAAGUGUUCUUCUAAAUGUGGGAACAAGCACUGCUGGGGAGAAACUGCAGAAGACUGCCAGACCUGGACUCAUAUUAACUGUGCGUCUGGCUGUCAGCGGUGUAAAGGUACUCUUUCUAAUGACUGCUGUCACAUUCAGUGUGCUGCUGGAUGCACAGGACCAAAAGACUCAGACUGUCUGGCUUGUCGUCACUUCAAUGACAGUGGUGUGUGUAAGGAGAACUGUCCUCCGCCUACUAUUUAUGACCCUGUCACCUUUCAAACCAAACCCAACCCAAACAAGAAGUUCAACUUUGGAGCCACCUGUGUCAAGACGUGUCCUUAUAACUACGUGGCUAUGGAAGUGGCUUGUACUUUGGUUUGUCCCAAAGCAAACCAGGAAGUUAUCAUCUCCCAUCCUGACGGAAAUGAGACGCAGAAAUGUGAAAAGUGUGAAGGAGACUGUCCCAAAGUGUGUUAUGGUCUGGGUAUGGACAACCAUGGUGUCAUGGACAACCAUGGCAUCACCAUGGUAACAUCUUCUAAUGUGGAGCAGUUCAACAAGUGUAAGAAGAUUUUUGGUAGUCUGGCCUUCCUCCCUCAGAGCUUCACAAUGGACCCUGUGACCAACACAUCCGGCCUGAGCCUCGAGCAGCUGAGCGAAUUCAAGAAACUAGAGGAGAUUACAGGUUAUUUGUACAUUGAUGCCUGGCCGGAAGAGUGGGCUAAUCUGAGUGUGUUUGAGAACCUGAAGGUGAUCAGAGGCCGGAUGCUGUACAAGGGUGUAUUCUCACUUGCCAUCCAGAAUCUGCACAUCGAAUCUCUUGGGUUGCGUUCACUACGCAGCGUCAGUGGAGGUUUGGUCAUGUUGUACAACAAUUCCCGGCUGUGCUACACCAGUUCAUUGCCCUGGGACAGUCUCCUCCAUCCCACUCAGGGACCUCACCGCAUCGUCAGGAACAACCAGAACCCCCAAGUCUGUGAGGAAGAGGGGCAGGUUUGUCAUCCGCUGUGUGAGGGGGGCUGCUGGGGCCCAGGGCCCAGCCAAUGUGUAUCCUGCAAGGCUUACCAACGUGGCACUGAGUGUGUGGAGCAGUGUGACAUCUAUCAGGGGUCUGUACGUGAAUACACAGAUAGAUCUUUGUGUGUUGCCUGUCACGCAGAGUGUCAACCUCUCAAUGGCUCUGCCUCCUGUCACGGCCCGGGCGCAGAACAUUGUGCAGAGUGUCGAAACUUCCAGGAUGGUGAGUUCUGCGUGGAUCAUUGUCCCAGCGGGGUGAAGGAGGAUCAGCAAACUGUGUGGAAGUACAGCAAUGCUACAAGACACUGUCUGCCCUGCAACACCAACUGCACACUGUUAUGCACUGUGAUGGAUGAGAGAGGCUGCCCCAUUGACACCAGGACAGGACCGGGCACAACAAUCGCGGCUGCAGUGGGUGGAGUGGUGCUCUUCUUCAUCCUGCUGGCUCUGCUGGUCUUUUACCUGAGGAGACAGAAGAAGCUGAAGAGGAAGGAGACAAUGAGGAGGAUCCUGCAAGAACACGAGCUGGUGGAGCCUCUAACACCCAGUGGUGCGUCACCCAAUCAAGCUCAGAUGCGCAUCCUGAAGGAGACUGAGUUGAAGAAACUCAGGGUUCUGGGUGCAGGAGCCUUUGGUACUGUUUACAAGGGGGUCUGGGCUCCUGAGGGGGAAAAUGUGAAGAUACCAGUAGCCAUUAAGGUGUUACGAGAAAACACCUCCCCCAAGGCCAAUAAGGAGAUCCUUGAUGAGGCCUAUGUGAUGGCGGGAGUGGUCAGCCCCUACGUGUGUCGUCUGCUGGGGAUUUGUCUGACCUCUACGGUGCAGCUGGUCACUCAGCUGAUGCCAUACGGCUGCCUUCUCGACUACGUGAGGGAGAAUAAGGACCGCGUCGGCUCCCAGUUCCUCCUCAACUGGUGUGUCCAGAUCGCCAAGGGAAUGAAUUAUCUGGAGGAAGUCCGGCUGGUCCACAGAGACUUAGCCGCCCGCAAUGUUUUGGUCAAGAACCCAAACCACGUGAAGAUCACCGACUUCGGUCUGGCUCGUCUGCUCGAUAUAGACGAGACUGAAUAUCAUGCUGACGGAGGGAAGGUGCCGAUUAAAUGGAUGGCGCUCGAGUCAAUUCUCCACAGAAAGUUCACUCAUCAGAGCGACGUCUGGAGCUAUGGGGUGACGGUCUGGGAGCUUAUGACGUUCGGUGCUAAGCCUUACGACAUGAUUCCAGCAAGAGAUAUUCCAGAUGUUUUAGAGGGAGGAGAACGACUUCCGCAGCCCCUCAUCUGCACCAUCGACGUCUACAUGAUCAUGGUCAAAUGUUGGAUGAUUGACCCAGACAGCAGACCGAGGUUCAGAGAUCUGGUGAAUGAUUUUACUAGCAUGGCCAGAGAUCCUCCUCGCUAUGUAGUCAUUCAGAACGACGAGCAGAUGAGCCUGUCCAGCCCAGUGGACAGCCAGUUUUUCCGGAUGCUUAUGGAGGAGGAAGGUAACAAUAUGAGAGAACUGCUGGAUGCUGAGGAGUAUCUGGUGCCUCAGCCAAACCUCUUCCCCAGGACUCAGGGAGACGGGAUUCAAGCCAACGGGCCAUCCAGACACCAGUCGUACAGGCAGAGCAGAGAUCAGGGCUUAGAUGUUGAUCCCUCCGUCGUCAGCGUUCCUCGCAGCAUGUACUCCUCUCUGAGCACUCUUGGCCAGAGCCAGUAUCCUACCCUGCCUUUAGGAGCAAGCACCUCCAACGGCAUAUGGACGCCUCAGUACCCAAUGCUGGCUCGCAGUCCAUCAGCUGGAGGCCAGUCUGACUCAGUCUUUCUGGAUGGACCAGGAGACGACCCCUCGCUGCCCCCGGCGAGCCCCGGACGCUACUGCAAAGACCCCACCUACUCUAAUGGGAGCCAGGGCGACCUGGAGAUAGACGGGCCAAGAGGCUUUCAUCAUCCUCAUUACUCACUGCCCAGAUGGAAUCAUGGGUAUAAUCAUAGUCAUGCCUUGCCAGAGUACAUCAACCAGGAGAUUCAGGAUCUCAGACCGGGGAUCCCCGAGCGGCCCAGUACGCUGCCUCGUAAAGGCUCCAGAAUAGACAGACGCCUGCCUAACGGCCUGAGCUCUGGUCACAGCGUAGAAAACCCAGGAUAUUUGGUCCCCAUGGGUGCCGGGGUCUCCACAUCUCCAGCCUUUGAUAACCCAUACUACUUGGACCAUGUGGCCAAAGCAAAAGCAGUAGCUGGGGCUGCAGACGGUCCCGAAGCACUUGAGAGAGACGGAGGAGUGCCCAGGCAUGUGAACGGGUUUGUGACCCCCACGGCAGAGAAUCCAGAGUAUCUGGGACUAGCAGACACCUGGAGUGGAUAUACUUGAGGAAAGACAGUCAGAGUAACAUGAUGAACUCAAGAGGAGUCACAGAUUGUGUUCUAGCGAGAGAAAGGGAAGAUAUAAUAUUUGUGUGAGGGUGUGUGUGUGAUUGGGAAUAGUACGUGCAUGUGGAAGUGAAUCUUCUCUCAACAUCGAGUGAAGCACCCGAAUCCAAACUGGUCGAGGUUGUCCAGCAAAAGUCGCCAAAUCGCCCGGUUGUGACACGCCACGACUCAACACAGUGUAGCAUUAAUCUGGUGUCUGUGGCAUCAUUUGUAUUCCUGUCUUCCUCUCAGCAAUCUGCACUCUCUAUGUGACUGUUAAGUGCCAAAAAAAGUCACUCAGCCUCUGUAUGUAACUCAGUACUUGAUACACAAAGGAGUUCACAUUUGUCAAAACCCAUCAUGGUACGAGAAGGGUCUGAUUAUCACAGAAUCCACCAUUUGACUGGAUUAAUGAAUGCUGAUUUUUUAAAAUGUUCUUUUAAUUAGUUUAAUGUCUGUUUCUACUUUGUGAAGCAUUUUUUUGUAUUCUCUUCAGUUCCCUUGUGGGUCUUCAUAUGCUACCCAGCCCAGCUAAACAGAGACAAAAACAUAUAGAACACUUUGACAAAGUGAGCCUCGACGUGCAUUGAAGGUGAUGUUUAGUAUUCUGGUCACUUUGUCUCUGACCUGAUGGGGGUCUUCAGCACACUCAAAGCCAUUUAGUUUUGGCCAGAGGAGGCCCUGCAGCCCAUCUGGCCAGUCGACAUGCUCCCUGAAAGAAAGGCAUCCUGUAUGGAGAAGACAGAGGCAUUGUGCCACGCUGAUGCAUGUGGUUGUUAGUGUCUGUGGCUGCAGCUACUUUGUGGUACAACAGAUGAGAUACGAGGUACUCGCAGACUUUUUAAGCUGCAAAAAUCUCAAAAAACCUACGUUUUGUCUGAAAGACAAAGUGUACUGGUAACUAAGUUAGAGCCAACUUUUCAGGGAUUUACAAUUCUGCAAAGAAUUGGGGGAGAUUAUGUGCAAUUUAAAUCAUGCACAAUGCACUACAUGUUAGAAUACUGUAUAUGCCCCCCAGGCUUGUGUUAUCACAAUGAGCCUUUUGGUUUUGGUGGUCUUUCACUGUGCAAGAAAGCACUGCAAGCUAUUAGUGAGUAUAUUCCACAAGAAGUGAAGAAUUUGCAUGUGUAUAUGUACAUGUGUGUUUGCCAAACUUUAUGGGACGAAAAGCACUUCUGCUGUUUCUGUAAAAGUGAACAACGCACUCGACACUGGGGCUGAAUGUGAAUGUGAGGAAGCAGAAACAUUGCUCUGCUCGGUUUGGAUAAUCAAUGCAUGGCUCAAAUUCCACUCAGUGAGAACACACUGGCAUCCCAGUUAAUAAUCAACAGCAUUUUUUUGAAGAGUGUUUCUUUUUUUUUUUUCCAUGUUAACUGGUGUUGGACUGGGGGAGGUCAAAAGCAAGUCAAUGGAGCCAUUGUCUGACCCUCAUGUCCUUGUUGGAAAGUCAGCGCUCUCCCAACUCGCACGUCCCGACCACUGAUGUUGUCACAGCUUUGAAAAGAGACAACUGGAGUUUUCCUCUACAGAGGUUUGGAGCUUGUCGGCAGAAUGUGGAUCAAGAUUUGGGGCUCGAAAUCCCAAACAAGUCUUGAAACGAUUAUUUGGGUUGUUGAAAUGUGUACAACCCUACACAAACCUCCUCCCCUCUUCAUCAACAGAUCAGCUUUACUCUGAAAGUCUUUGGGAAAAUUUCUUUUAACUUGAUGUUCUCAUACGGGUUUUGAAGAGUUUUGUUCCAGAAAAGGAUCUCGAAAAAUGAUACCUGAUUUUAUAUAACAAUUUCUUACAUAAGAGUAAGUUCUAUUUUAAUACACUGUCAUAUACUAAGGAUGGAAUCAUUAUUGAGUGAUAAGAUUCAU